AUUUCCCUGAAUAUCACAUACAGAUUGGCCAGAAGUCAAAGGUCAGUGAUGAAAAAUGGCACAGUGACAACGUUCAUUCUGCUGGGACUGACCGAUGACCCUGAGCUGCAGGUUCUGAUGUUCAUGUUUCUCCUUCUCACCUACAUGCUGAGUGUAACCGGGAACCUGACCAUCAUCACACUCACCUUUGUGGAUUCUCACCUGAAAACACCGAUGUACUUUUUCUUAAAAAACUUCUCCUUUUUGGAAAUCUCCUUCACCUCUGCUUGUAUCCCUAGAUACUUGUAUAGCAUAGCAACGGGGGACAAGGUCAUUACCUAUAAUGCCUGUAUGAUCCAAGGGUUUUUUACCGACCUCUGCGCAGUCACAGAGUUUUUCCUCCUGGCUGCCAUGUCCUAUGACCGCUACGUGGCCAUCUGCAAGCCUUUACAUUAUGUGACCAUCAUGAGCGUCAGAGUCUGCAGGAUCCUCAUUGUCUGUUGCUGGGUAGCUGGUUUGUGUGUAGUAAUUCCACCCUUUAUCUUGGUUUUUAAUUUGGAAUUCUGUGACUCUAAUAUCCUUGACCAUUUUGUCUGUGAUGCAUUUCCCCUUGUGAAAAUCGCAUGCUCAGAUACUUGGAUUUUGGAGCAGACAGUUAACAUCUGUGCUGUGCUGACCCUAAAUCUGACUCUUACUUGUGUCGUUCUGUCAUAUGGCAGUAUCAUCAAGACCAUAUUUAGAUUCCCUUCUGUCCAGCAGAGGAAAAAGGCCUUUUCAACCUGUUCUUCCCACAUGGUUGUGGUGUCAAUCACCUACGGCACCUGCAUUUUCAUCUAUAUGAAUCCUGCAGCAAAGGAAGAAGUGACUGUUAAUAAAGUGGUUUCCCUCCUUCUUUCUUCUGUUUCUCCUACUUUGAAUCCAUUUAUUUAUACCUUGAGAAACAAUCAAGUUAAGAAUGCUUUCAGAGUUUCACUUAAACGAUUGGCAUUGAUCUCAAGUAAGUAA
Echinops telfairi (small Madagascar hedgehog) is the source of this 984-nucleotide messenger RNA. Its product is annotated as olfactory receptor 6C2-like. The transcript has a single exon. NCBI's taxonomy places the organism in Eukaryota, Metazoa, Chordata, Mammalia, Afrosoricida, Tenrecidae. Gene Ontology annotation, molecular function: olfactory receptor activity; G protein-coupled receptor activity. Gene Ontology annotation, cellular component: membrane. Bases 49 to 984 code for a protein of 311 amino acids. The record is from RefSeq and is a predicted model, not a curated record. Gene Ontology annotation, biological process: G protein-coupled receptor signaling pathway.